Zeugodacus cucurbitae (melon fly) is the source of this 1041-nucleotide messenger RNA. RefSeq names its product jerky protein homolog-like. Gene Ontology annotation, molecular function: DNA binding. The transcript has 4 exons. Lineage: Eukaryota; Metazoa; Arthropoda; Insecta; Diptera; Tephritidae. Gene Ontology annotation, cellular component: nucleus. The record is from RefSeq and is a predicted model, not a curated record. The coding region runs from base 1 to 1041 and encodes 346 amino acids.
AUGGCCGAACUGGAGCUGUGUAACGACCAGUUAUAUAAUGCUGAUGAGUCAGGCUUAUUCUGGAAACUUCUGCCAGAAAAAACGUACGUGUCCAGUAUGGAAAAGAGAGCCCCAGGCGUUAAGUCGGAAAAGCAGCGAAUCACGUUUUUAUGUUGCUCAAACGCCACUGGAUCUCAUAAACUGAAACUUUUGGUAAUUGGAAAGGUAAAGAAUCCACGCAGCUUUAGAAACUUUCAAUGCCCCACAGACUAUAAGAGCUCAAAAUCCGCCUGGAUGACGUCGGCUGUUUUCAAGGAAUGGUUUCAUGAGUCCUUCGUUACACAGGUAACGUCAUUUUUAAAGGAGAAAGGUUUGCCAAUUAAAGCUCUACUCCUAAUCGACAACGCUCCUUCUCACCCAAAUGAAGUUCAGCUGGCAACGGAGGAUGGACAAAUUUUGGCAAUGUUUAUGCCACCAAACGGUACUCCCCUCAUCCAACCAAUGGAUCAAAAUGCCAUAAAGAUCACAAAGUUGCAUUACAGAAACAGCCUUUUAGCCUCAAUAGCAGCUACAAACUCCAAUUUACUCGAUUCGAUGAAAAAAAUUACUUUACGAAGAGCUUUUGGAUGCCGCUUGGAGUCGUGUCAGCGAAAUGAUGACGAUCCCGAAGAUAGUGUUCCGCUCGCAGUUUUAAAAGAAAAAUGGGGAGCUGAACUUCGCGCCUUGAUGAGCAAUACCGUCGAUCUCCUUAACAGUUUGAAUGCUGAGGCUGAAUUAACGCUACUAGGCCUUCAUGAAUGGAACGAAGAUAUUGAAGAUGAUAAUGCAAAUGACGAGCAUGAAGAAGAAGACGAUUCCGAUAAAGGCAGCGUAUCGGAGGUAGAGGAGAAAAUUAAGCGGACUGAAGCAGUUGAAAUUUUCAACAAGGCGAUAAGAUGGGCUGGUCAUGAAGACGUCGAUCCAAAUGAUGUAAAUGUACUAAGACGUCUAAGAGAGAAAGCUGUGCUCCAACCUUUAGAAACACAGAAGAUACAGAAAAGGAUGACUGAUUUUUUCAAAUAA